Molecule: messenger RNA, 3688 nt
Organism: Carlito syrichta (Philippine tarsier)
Lineage: Eukaryota; Metazoa; Chordata; Mammalia; Primates; Tarsiidae
Product: KIAA1755 ortholog
Exons: 14
Coding region: 104-3688 (1194 amino acids)
Source: RefSeq, a predicted model, not a curated record
CCCGCUCGAGGACUAGGCGGGCCGGGGCUGCCAGACGGACUGACCCGCGGACACACGGAUCCGGCGCCCGGAGAGGAGCCGCUGCCGCCUGCCGCUCGUCACCAUGGACCCUCCCUCCCUGGACACAGCCAUCCAGCAUGCCCUGGCGGGCCUCUACCCUCCCUUUGAGGCCACGGCGCCCACCGUCCUGGGUCAGGUGUUCCGGCUCCUGGACUCUGACUUCCAGGGGGAUGGACUGAGCUUCCUCCUGGAUUUCCUGAUCCCUGCCAAGCGCCUGUGUGAGCAAGUGCGCGAAAUGGCCUGCGCCUCCUACUCUCACCGCCUCUUCCUGCACGAGGGCUGGCCGCUCUGUCUGCGGGACAAGGUUGUGGUCCACUUGGCACCGCUCAAUCCCCUCCUGCUGCGCCGGGGUGACUUCUACCUCCAGGUCGAGCCCCAGGAGGAGCAGGCUGUCUGUGUCAUGGUCAAAUACCUCUCCCUGGACCUCCGUAUGGUGGACGAGAAGCCUGUUCCCGAGGGGUCCUACCCUCUGCUCUUCACCCAAGAGUGGCUGGAGGCCCUCAACAACGAUCUGGAGGGACGUCCCCUAUACAACUGCCUGGUGGCGUCAGAGAAUGGGAUUGCCCCUGUGCCCUGGACUAAGAUAACCAGCCCAGAGUUUGUGGAUGAUGGACCCCAGGCAGUGAAUGUCCUCUCCCCGGCCCAGGGGUCCCUUCAGCUAGAGACCUUGGGUUCGAGCAGCCCUCCAGAGCUGCCCCAGGCCAAGUCCCCCGACAACCAGGUGUUUCUCGCCCAGAGUUUAGCCAAGGGCAAGGACAGAACGUGUGGGAACAAGUAUCCGGGGCUCAUCAAGGUGGAACAAGCCAGGCCUGGGGAGAUGGCCUUCAGGAUGGAUGAUGUGGCCAGCCGGGACUUGGAGGGAGACUAUGUGGCUCUCCUGGACUUCUCCCAAGAGAGGAGAGGAGCAUCUCCCAGUAGGGAGAUGGGGACAUCCAGCGGGUGUACUUUGAGAGCACUGGAGGACAUACCUGGAACCAAGGCAAUCCCUUUCUCUCAAAAGGUGCUGCCUCACUCAGAGGCCGAUGAAGGACCUUCCUUGGAAAAAUGGGCUUGUACAAAGCCAGCAAGCUCAGAGGAGGAGUCCUGCAUCGGGGGCUUGAGGAGAAAGUUCAGCCAUAAAGCAUCCAUCCAUGAGCCGGAACAACAGCCCCAGGGGCCCUGCAUCCGUAUCCCUGCAGAUCCACGGGGCUGUGCCUCCGGCCUCAGGACAGGCGUCUCAGAAAAGCCAACCACCUCCCAGAUUCAAGGACCUCCAGGAAACCCAGAGAGCAUGGUCCCAGUCAGGCCUGAACCAAGACAAGCUGCAUUGCCCUGCGUGGUCUCAGCUUCUCCUGUGACUCCAGGCUCUGAAACCAAGAGGGAGGAGACCAAACAGGGCAGGGGGCGACUUCCCAGGCCCAUGCCCCGCCCUGGUCGCAACCCCACCUCCUCCAGAUCCCCCACUCCUGGGCGCAAGUUCUCAUUCUUAAAAGGGCGGAGGCGGUCCCCAGCACCCCCAGAGACAGUCUCACUCCAGCAUGAGGGGCCUUGGAAAGUUCUGUGUUCACUCUACUCUCCCAAAUUCAACCAGGCCUCAUCCUUGGAGAAAGCUGGAACAAUCCAGACCAGAACAUCUGACUCAGUCACCAACUCAGGCCCACUGGCCUCAGAAAAGACUGGCUUCCCAGAAGCUUCUGCCGGCCCCACCCUGCACAAGGAGCCCCCAGAGCCUGCUCCUGGGAUUGGGGCUCUGAGCGUCAAAGUUUUCCGCUCUGGGAUAGCAUGCCUGCCAGGCGGCCGGGACAGGGCUGGGCGGCCCCUGCUUCUGGUGUCCACGACAGAGGGGGCCUGGGACGCACCCUGGUGCACAGCCUCAGAGGUCACUUCGCUGCUCUGCUACCUGUGCACCGUGGCCAGAUCUGAAGAUAAAGCCAAGGGGCUAGCGGUCCUGAUUGAUGCCCGGAAGCAGCCCCCUCAGCCUGGCCUAGUCAGCGCCCUGCAGGCCACCCAGGCCCGGGUCCCGGCCGCCAUCCAGGCUGUCCUCUUCCUGGGGGAGAAGGAGGCUGCUGUCCAGCUCAAGGCACUGCCCGAUGCCCAGGUGGAAGUGCUGACCUCGCUGAGGGCCCUCAGCCAUCAUGUGGACCCUGGCCAGCUGCCCACAGCCCUGGAAGGCCCCUUCCCCUACUGCCACAGCGAGUGGGUGCACUUCUUCCAGAGGUUGGACCCUUUCCUUGCUGACCUUCGCCAGGCCUCCUCCCUGCUACAGGCCUCUAUCGAGGAGUUCGAGAAGGCCACCCCCACUGGAGACAUGCAGGAGGCCACCAGGUGUCUGAGCAAGUCCAAAGAGCUGAUGGAGGUGGUGCUGAGGGACCCGGGCUUGCUGGGCCUCCAGCGGGAAGGUGGCGCCACCCUGGCCAGGCUGCAGCGCGAGGCCAGCAGACUGGAUUUCAACCCUGACGUCAGGAGCCAUCUGGCUGAAGCCACCACGCUGUACAGCCUUGUGGAUGAGCAGCUUCAUGUCCUGGUCACUGCGUCCAACGCCCUCCUGGGGAGGCUGGAGCUCCGCAUCCGCCUGGGCCACCUGGAAGCCGCCAUCCAGCAGGUCAGCGACUGGAUGGAGCAGGAGGGCAGCCGGUGUCUGCAGGUGCUGAUCCCCAAGGAUGGAGGCUUGGAGGCGGCAGAGAAAGCCCACGCGGACUUUGAGGACUUCUUCCUUCAGGCUGCAGCCCAGUACCGCCGAGGCCUGGAGCUGUCCAAGCAGGCGGCCCAGCUGGGAGCUGCAGCGAGCGGCGCCGGGGAGGCAGGAGGAACGGAGUUCCCGGAGCUGGCAGCCUUCACCUCCAUGCAGCGGGCCUUCCAGGCUAGGCUGACACACUUCUACAUGGCAGCCGAACGGCAGCGCACGGACCUGGAGACGCUGCUGCACCUGCACCGCUUCUGCAGGAAGGUGGCCUGGUUCUACAUGGACUGUCAGGACCUGAUGACCCAGCUCAGGCUGGGCAAGGCCCAGAGAGUCAGCCCCGGGGACCAGCGCCGCCUCCGCCGCUACCUGCAGCGCCUGGCGUCCGAGUUCCCCGCUGAGAAGCUUGCGGCCAUGGGGCUGCAGGUGGCCUCCCUGAGCUGGGCGGGCCUAGGCCAGGACCUGUGGGAGGAGGCCCGGGCGAGACACCAGGAGAUCCAGACCCUCCUGGAGAAGGCGCUGACCCACUGCCCGUGGCCUGCCACUCCUGCCGUCAACCUGGCAUGCCCAGAAGGAAGGGGGGCAGUGGCCAAAGGCCAGGGUCCCAACAAAGAAGCCCCUUCCAAGGGGCCACGGGACCUGCCCCUGCAGGACUCGCUGGGCGUGGACCUUUUGCCUAAGGCCUGUUGGUCUCCUCGGGCCCCCAGAGGAGGGCAGAACAGACAUCUCCAGACAGGCGCUGCCCCCCAGGAAGCUGGCCAGGCCGCAGAGGCUGACAAAGGCCCCAGCUCUCACGCACCCCCUUCCCCUGCCCCAGAACGCUGUCCUGCCUCCCUCUUCCCCUGGCCAAGGUUCCCCAGGCAGAGCCAGGUCCUCCACCCCACCGGGGACAGCUUCUCCUCAGAGGGGACGGACUCACAGACGUCUCUGGAGGAUUCACCCCAGACGAGCCCCCGUGCGUCCCUCUAG